UGCCGUGCCAGAGGUCCUGUCAGCCGUGGCUGGGCGGGGCCUCUCCCAUAUUGUAGUGCACGACGAUCUGGACCGGCCCUAAGUCCCUGAUGACGAUGCCUGGAAAUUUGCCCUUGUUCCCCAGGUCGGAACCGAGCUGGCCGGGCUGCCUGCUUUCGCUACGCUCGUAGUCAAAGUAGGGAGCAACGGCCAUUGAAGCUCUCUUUCGGUCGGUGGGCGUGCAAGCGAAAGCGCUCGGCAACGAAGUGACUGUACCCCUUGACGAGCAGCGCCAUGGCUGCGUCACGCCCGCUUGUCACUGUCUAUUCCUCGGAGGGAGAGAAAACCAGCGAGCAGGUUCCUCUCCCCCAUGUCUUCGUCACUCCCAUCCGUCCUGACAUUGUGCACUUCGUCCACUACAACUUGGCCAAGAACAAGCGUACUCCUUACGCUGUGAGCAAGAAGGCCGGUCAUCAGACCUCUGCGGAAUCAUGGGGAACCGGGCGUGCCGUCUCUCGUAUUCCCCGUGUGCCAGGUGGAGGCACGCACAGGGCCGGACAGGGAGCGUUCGGAAACAUGUGUCGAGGUGGAAGGAUGUUCGCACCGACGAAGAUUUGGAGGAGAUGGCACAGAAAGGUUAACCUAAACCAGAAGAGGUAUGCGGUUUGCUCCGCUCUCGCUGCCUCUGCCCUGCCCGCGCUUAUCUUGGCACGCGGCCACAUCAUCGACGAGGUUCCCGAGGUUCCUCUUAUCGUCUCCGAUGAUGCGGAGGGUCUGGAGAAGACAUCUCAGGCGGUGAAACUCCUGAAGAAAAUCGGCGCCUAUGCUGAUGUCGAGAAGGCGAAAGCCAGCCGCAAGAUUAGGGCUGGUAAGGGCAAGAUGCGUAAUCGUCGCUAUGUGAACAGGAAGGGACCGCUGAUUGUGUACGGAUCUGAAGGUUCCAAGAUCGCUCUUGCUUUCCGCAAUCUGACGGGUGUUGAUACAUUGAACGUGACUCGUCUGAACCUGCUCAAGCUGGCGCCGGGAUCUCAUCUUGGGCGCUUCAUCAUCUGGACGAAGAGCGCCUUCGAGAAGCUUGAUGCUCUCUACGGCACGCGGGAUAAGCCGUCGGAGAUGAAGAAGAACUACGUGCCUCCUCGCUCGAUGAUGGCGAAUUCGGAUCUGGCUCGCCUGAUCAACUCCGACGAAAUCCAGAGCAUCGUCAAGCCCAUCAAGCGGGACGUGAAGAGGCGUGUGCUGAAGAAGAACCCGCUGAAGAACAUCGGAAUGAUGAUGAAACUGAACCCGUACGCGCGUACGGCGAGGAGGGUGAGAUUGCUCGAUCUGGAGAGGAAGAAGGCAGCCAAGGCGGCGGGCAAGGUGUACAAAUCGAUGGAAGAGAAGGAGUUCAGCAAGUUGGCCUCCACAGGAGCGACGAAGAAAGAGAUCCAGAAGGCGGGAAAGAGGUAUUACAGGCAGAUGGUUUCAGACAGCGAUUACCUGGAGCACGAAAGUUUCUCGAAAUGGCUGGGCAUGUCGCAGUGAGCCAGGGGCAUGGAGGAGCGCAGUGCGUGCGAGGUAUUGGAGGAACUGAGUGAAGAAAAAGCGUGCUCAACUAUGAGGUUUCAUUUUCUGGGUGAAAGGUAUGAAGCGUCGAAUGGCAUGCCAUGAUGGCGGUUGGAAACAGUCGACUGAGAAGCAGUGUGUGAACAGCAUUGCCGACAAUUUUGAGGUCAUUAAAGGUAUUGCUGGAGGAGGAGAGUUGUCAUGACGUGGUGUGGUUUCUUUGGCAGGUGUGUUUUUACGAGACGUCAGGUGUGGCUGUCGUAUGAUGGGGAGUGCAGGCAGAAGGCGAUUGAGAACAGGGUAGAGGAAUACGGGGGUGAGAUACGGACAGCAGGGCGAGAGAGAGAGAGAGAGAGAGAGAGAGAGAGAGAGAGAGAGAGAGAGAGAGAGAGAGAGAGAGAGAGAGAUGUUGGACCUGUCUGGGUUUUGCUUGGAAGGGUGGAAAUUGGUAGUCGGGAUGCGAGAGAAAUUUGCGGCCGGGUUUAGGGUGGGCGGAGAAUCAGGAUGCGUUAGGUGGGGUCUCUUAAGGGGCUGUGAGUGCGGCAGAGGAAGUCGGCUUUUCUUGAAAGGGCCAUUUUUGUCGAGGUCAGGAAGGGCGAGAGAGCGCGAUUAUUUGGGGAUUUAUUUACUGAACUGAUGCUCAGGCGUGGCUGCUGUCGAGUAAAAGAUCCGUUUCCUACACGACUCUCUGCGGUGAUGGUGUUCUUGUGUGAUUGUAUGGGCUUAAUGCCAAUCAUAUGGACAAAUCGAAAUGUGUUUUUAUGUUCUAACGAGUAGAGCGUCGUCAUCGCAUGUAAAUGUUGUGUUGUGGUGUUGUGCUGUUCGUUAACUCUUUGUUCUUUUCUGUGAUUGCAUUGUAUUCAUUUCACAUGGACGGACGAGCAAAAACGUUUCUUUGUAUGUCGGAUGAAAUGCCCAAGGAAUGAUGCUUGUGUGGAUGAAAUGUGAGUUGCCUCUUGUUCUGCUUGACCCGAAUGCAGUGUUAUGAUUGUGGUUGAUGUACAUGUUAUUUCCGAGAUGUGUCUGAUCGGCACAAGCUCGGGAUGGGAGGAUAUUGUCGAAGUAGAUGGAGGUGCAAGGGAAUGACUGCAUCAGCUCUGUGGGAGCGAGGUAAGAGAGCUGUGGAGGGAUCGUAGGUGAGAGUGCCGUGGCAGCGACAGUGGCCUUUUUAAGGCGAAACGAUAAUGGGGCCAAUCUUUUUAGGGUUCAAACACGCGGGUUAAUGUCGGUUGUGGAGGAAGUCGAGAAAGGAUAACGGGGGGUGCAGCUCUGUGGGAGCGAGGCAAGAGAGCUGUGGAGGGGGGAUCGUAGGUGAGAGUGUCGUGGCAGCGACAGUGGCUCGUUUAAGGCGAAACGAGAAUGGGGCGAAACUUUUUAGGGUUCAAACACGCGGGUUAAUGUCGGUUGUGGAGAAAGUUGAGAAAGGUAACAAUGUUGAGCGUCUGAGGAAUUCGGAAGGGGGUUAUAGCCGGAUAACGGGGGUGCAUAGUGAGCUGAGUGUCAGGCCCAGGAGGAAAGGGUGUGGGGAUGAGCAAAUAGUCUAGAGGCAUGCGUGUAAGGUGAGAGCAGACUGAUGGGAUAGAAAGAAGAAAGGAAGAGGUGCAAGGGAAAGGGUUGGUGUGGAAAGUGUAGGCGUGCACGCGCGGCGGUGCGGGCGGAAGUCUGUCAGUGAAGUAAGAGGUGGGCAGGUAUGUGUGGAAUGGUGAUUGGGUAGUUCUGGGACGGGUAUCUGCGGACCGGUGAGCCGUUUGACGCGAUGGAUCACUUGAGAGAAAGCUACCGGAGUGAUUGAGUGUCAGAACACGUAAGACCUAGCAGCUAGAGCGAAGUGAAGACAACCGAGGUCUGUUAUCGACGGUAUCAGUGGUGGGGAGACGUCGAGAGCUUAGGUAAAAAAACGUUUUUGAAGAAGUUGAGCUAAAUGUGAGGAGAAAGGUAGAGUGCGUACAUUGAGAGCCGGAAGGUGAAGGCGGAUAAGGGAGGACAUGGGCGGCGGCGGCGGCGAGCUGGACAGGAGAAAGAAUGUGCGGAGGGUUUAAAGGAUUUGUAGCUGGAUAUAAUGAAAGGGAGGAAAAUAGGAUGGGCGAAAUUCGAAAUUCGAUAGAAUAAUGAGAUAGGAAAAUAGGAUGGGCGAAAUUCGAUAGAAGAAUGAGAGGAGAGGGGAAGAAAAAACAUGGAAGGCUCAGAAAAAAGAUAGUCUCCGGAACGGGUGAAGCUAAGUGUCUCGGAUUUGCAUGGAGAUCAGUAGUGUAUGGAGACGAAGAAAGAUUAAAUUAGCAAAAUAUCUCAGAAAAAGAAGGAUCGGGGGAAGGAUGGGUAUAUUUAGGGGUUUUGAAACGCUCGUAUCUUUAGGUUUUUGGUCUCGAGUCAGUUCUUAUCGGUUGUGUCGACAUGAGAGUAUAAUGCUUGCGAUUAGGGCUGUUUGGCAGCGGGUAGUAAUGAGAUUAUCUUUGUCCUGUUUUGUCUGUAAAUGAGGGAUCAUCUGCUGUGUUUAUGUGAUUCGCGCUGCUGGAUGGUUUUGCUAGUUGUCUUUUCUGAGCAGCAGCAGGUAGUGUAGGUAUUUCACAAACGUUUUACGGGUGUACGUUUUCCGUCGUGCACGUUGGUAUAUAGCAUGCAUGUGUAGUCUUCCGGUGGCCGAUAUCCGUUAGCAGUAGGGAUACCGGCGAUCUGUAAGUGAAGGGAUGGUCCGGGUUGAGAACUGCGCGCUAAGCUAUGGAGGACU
Messenger RNA from Chara braunii, 4249 nucleotides. Lineage: Eukaryota; Viridiplantae; Streptophyta; Charophyceae; Charales; Characeae. The record is from the annotation of a GenBank genome assembly.